Molecule: messenger RNA, 1994 nt
Organism: Oryza sativa Japonica Group (Japanese rice)
Lineage: Eukaryota; Viridiplantae; Streptophyta; Magnoliopsida; Poales; Poaceae
Product: protein FAF-like, chloroplastic
Source: RefSeq, a predicted model, not a curated record
GAGCUCACCAUCCAAAACCAUAGAUGCUUGCAAAACCAAGCUGCUUCUUGACUCCCAAGAGCAGCAGCAGCAGCAGCGGCAGCAGCAAGCAGAUCUAGCAACAACACACAGCUCACUCCCAAACUUCCAAAAAAAAUCCACAAGUGUUUCUUCCGUUGUUGCAGCGUUGUGACGUGCAUGCUUUGCCUGCUUGCUUGAGGGAGCAAGCGCUAUACUGCCACUUCGCAACCUUUCUUCUCCAGGAGGCGAGGAUGUCUGUGGCGGUGUGCCGUGGCCCGGCCAUGCCGGCGUUCGAGCCGUCCACCUGGCUGCGCGCGGCGGCUGAGAACACGUACAGCAAGCCGGAGGUCGCCGUCGACGACCGGCCGGCGCAGGCGGACAUAUGGAAUGCUAUCCAGGCCGACGUGGUGGACAAGUCGGCCACCACCGGCGCCAAGAAAGCCGCCGCCAAGCCGUACGUCCACCCGCUGGUGCGGCGAUCUUCGAGCCUGAUGAGCCAGAAGAGCCUCGAGGUCUGCACCGAGAGCCUCGGCUCCGAGACCGGCUCCGGCGACUUCACCGCGUCGCUGGAUGACGUCGACAUGGCCAGCCUCUUCGGCGCGCCGGCUGCGCCGGCGUCGAAGCGCGCGGAUCAGGCGGCGGAGGACUCGUUCUGGCAGCAGAGCGCGGCGCCGGAGGAGGCGUGGGAGAGGAAGGAGCUCGCGGCGGUGAACUACCACUGCUCGGGCGGGACGCGGUCGCCGCCACGCUCGUUCCCGCCGCCGCUCCCGUCCAUGUCGAGCCGCGACGCGCCGUGCCUGCAGAUGCGCCCUCGCCGCCAGGACGGUCGCCUCAUCGUCGACGCCGUGGUUGUCAGGCCCCGCGGGUACCUCCACGCGAGGCGCCAGGGCGGCCGCCUCCUCCUCUCCUUCGUCGACUGCUCUGCUCGCGAGCAGAGCGCGGCGAGCAAGGCCGCCGUGGCCACCGAGAAGGCGCCCUACUUCCCGGUCGUGGACGCCAAGCUCGAUCAGGACGAGGAGGUCGCCGCCGAAGUCGAGGAGGACGACGAGGUCGAGGAGGAGGAGGAGGAGGUGGAGGUGGUCGACAGGGGCACCGUGGUCGAGGUCAAGGUGAGCACGCAGCCGCAGACGCCCACCGCGGCCAAGGUGCACCGCUCGACGCUCGUCAUCAACAAGUUCGUCGGCAGCACGCCGCUGACCGUCGCCGACCUGCAGCCCCGGUGCAACGCCGACGCGGCAUGCGCAGCCGCCGCCGCCGCCGAAGCGACGACAGACGCGCCGGCCCCGGCGCUUCGCCGCGUGCCGUCCUCCACCUCCACCACGACGCUGGCGGCCGCGGUCGCCGUGGCGUCGACCUCCACCGACGGCGACGACGACGACGACGAGCCGCACCACCCGCCCGGCGCCGCCGCCCCCGCCGCCGACACCAAGCAGCUCCUCCUCUUCACCUCCCGCUGCCGCGACAAGCAGGAGCUUCUCCAGAGCGUGCGCCAGUGCCGGCAGCUGCGGCAGAAGCCCCUCUUCAUCCUCGAGCCCUACUGCAUUGCCACCUCCUAAGCUCGCGCCGCCGCCGCCGCCACAUCACACGCACACAGCUGCUAAUUAAUUAAUUAAUGCGAGAGUUCGGUCUCCCUCGCUCGCGCGUCGCGGUUGCUAGCUUAGGCUUUAAUUAAUCAACCAAUCAAUCAAGCAAAACACGCACGAUUUGCUACAAAAUUACUCAAAAUAUUAUUUAUUAAUAACCUUGGCUCGUCGUGACACACAGUAGCUGCUGCUGGGCCUUUUUGUGACACAUGCUUUGGGCAUGUGUCGUUUGGUGUUCCAGUUUUUUCUCUCUUCCUUUUUAACCGCGGUCGGUUCUUUGAUCGCCUCUGCAGCGGCUGCCUUUGUGCGCGUCGAGUGUGCACCUCGUGUUGUAAACUGUUUAUAUAGUCAUCAUCAUCAUGUAUUUCCAGUGUGAUUUGAGUAAUUAAUUGACAGAUUUGCUUCAAGAAA